This is a messenger RNA of Dermacentor andersoni, 5470 nucleotides long. It is a transcript of the gene Hr51, whose product is annotated as photoreceptor-specific nuclear hormone receptor 51. The record is from RefSeq and is a predicted model, not a curated record. Gene Ontology annotation, molecular function: zinc ion binding; DNA-binding transcription factor activity; sequence-specific DNA binding. Gene Ontology annotation, biological process: regulation of DNA-templated transcription. Lineage: Eukaryota; Metazoa; Arthropoda; Arachnida; Ixodida; Ixodidae.
UCCAACAGUCACUAGAAUUUAACUAUCUCUCUCAAGUUCAACGAAUUUCAUUAAAAUCGGUCCAGGGGUUAUCUCAGAAAAGCGUUUUAGCGUUUCACAUGUAUUUGAAUAGGCCGCGCUGGAGUUGGGCCUCAGCCUAAAGGUUCCUAUUAUUCAUCACGACUGGCUCCGACGUCGUCGUCUUCCACAGCUGACUCGCUGGCGCCCCUCUGCGCUACCGCGCGAACACGCUCGUGCCAGUGUUCCCGCGUUCGUCGUCGUCAUAAUUAAUUAAGAAACACAAGGACGUAACAAAUUUUACAGCGAUAUUUUUUCUUUUUUUUUUUUGUUAAGUCCUAGUUCGGUCAUGUCUGUGUGUAGACACAAAACUCCCCAUAGGUGGGCCGAUCCCCAAGAUAGCGUAAUACCGGGCCGAUCCACGGCAGAGGUUCGCCGCUCGUGCUAUCGGCGUCACCGCCGCUUCGCCUGGUGGCGUCGGCAGCGUCGGGAGCAUAACUGGCUCGAAGCUUCGACCGCGACUUCGAAAUCGAAUUUUCGCUGUCGUCACGUGGUUUCGCCUUUGUCACACGCUUUUUAUCCUCCGAGAGAGCGGGGAGCGGGGACUAGCAGAUGUUUUCAGCUCCGACGAAAGAGGCUCUGUCGCCCGAACCAGACGACGUGACAUUUACCUUGCGACGCGUCCACGCUUGUCGGGCGCAGGUCGACGGCGGCGGUCCGCCCCCGUCUCUGCGCGGCGGCGGCGGCCAGGCUUCGUCGGACGAGUCCCGCUGCACGUCGGGCGGCUCGCGGCGCGGUUCCUCGCCGGGCCUCACGUGCGUCGUGUGCGGCGACACGUCGAGCGGCAAGCACUACGGCAUCCUCGCCUGCAACGGGUGCAGCGGCUUCUUCAAGCGAAGCGUCCGCAGGAAGCUCAUCUACAGGUGCCAGGCCGGCACCGGUAGGUGCCUGGUGGACAAGGCGCACCGGAACCAGUGCCAGGCGUGCCGCCUCAAGAAGUGCCUCCAGAUGGGCAUGAACAAGGACGCAGCGGUGCAGAACGAGCGCCAGCCGCGCAACACGGCCACCAUCCGGCCCGAGUCGCUGGCCGACUCGGAGCGGCUGCUGCGCGAGGGCGCCGCCGUGGGCGUGUUCCCGCACGCGCCCAGCGCCGCGGCCGCCGCCGCAGCCGCCGCAGCCGCGGCCGCGCGCUACCUGGCGCUGGACAGGGCCGCCUCCCAGCAGCAGCAGCAGCAGUCGCGCGAGCUGCAGCACCACCGGCCCGCCAAGUACGAGCGCCGGGACGACGCGCCCACCAAGGAAGAGGACACCUCCGAGUCGGGUGGCUGCCGGGACGACAUCGGCAACGGCGGCGGGCUCGGCGACGCGUCGCUGACCACGGCGACCAGCCGGCGUUCUCCGGUGGGGCUGCUGCCCCCGCCCCUGCUGUGCCAGCAGCAGACGCAGCAGCCCAUGCCGGGCUACGGCGAGUUUCCCCUGUACCCGGUGGCCCAGGAGAGCGUGUACGAAACGUCGGCGCGCCUCCUCUUUAUGGCGGUCAAGUGGGCCAAGAACCUGCCGUCCUUCUCCAACCUGCCCUUCAGAGACCAGGUGAUCAUCUUGGAGGAGACGUGGUCCGAGUUGUUUCUGCUGUGCGCCAUCCAGUGGUGCCUGCCCCUGGAGGCAAGCCCACUGUUCAGCCCAGCCGAGCACGCCGCGCUCGCACUGCACAACAACGGAACCCCGGGUGGAGGUGGCGGCCAGCAAGGGCAACAGGGCGCAGCACAGAACCCCAACUCCAAGGUGGCUCCGCUGACCGAUGUGCGCAUCCUGCAGGAAGUGCUGGCGCGCUUCCGGGCCAUCGGCGUCGACCCCGCUGAGUUCGCCUGCCUCAAGGCCAUUCUACUCUUCAAAGCCGACUCCCGAGGCCUGAAGGACGCGCACCAAGUGGAAGCCCUGCAGGACCAGGCGCAGCUCAUGCUGCAGCAGCACGUCAAGACGCAGCAUCCAACGCAUCCUGUCAGAUUCGGCCGGCUGCUGCUGAUGCUGCCCUCCCUGCGGUACGUGCCGGCGGAACGAGUCGAGGCCCUCUACUUCCAGCGCACCAUCGGCAACACGCCCAUGGAGAAGCUGCUCUGCGACAUGUUCAAGUGCUGAUCGCCAAGCACGCCCCACCACCGCGCGACCCCCGUGCGCGGUUAUCCGUAGGUUCACGUGAACGUCCAGAGUUCCGGAAGGUAGGCUGCUCCUUCGAGGAAGAAAGACGCGACUACGCCAACUUUCUUGUCCGCGUCUAAUCGUUCACCCACGGUCGGCGCAAGGCGUAAACUAUAGAACCACGUGGGAUCCUGUACAGAUCGCCCUUCAUCCCCCCUGCGAUUGCUACCUAGUCCAACAUGGCUGCGGGUGGUUUCACGGACGUACUCGCACAGUACAAACAACAAAGUGCAUCCAUCGUAUUGCUCCCCGCCUUCUUGCGUGGGCCACGUACGCCCCAUUCCAUGCCCUUACCCUCCCCUCCCCCCCCCCCCCCCCCGCAUUCAUUUUUCUGGACACCAAGCCACCAAGAAGACAAUAUGUGCCAAAAAACCUGUUCUUUUGACGGACUCGACGCGUCGGCUGUCACCCGCGAGAUUCUUCUUCGCCACUUCCAGCACAGCGUGAAUCAUUCCAUGUAAUUCAGUCAUGAAAGAAAUGACUGAUUCAGGACAACCAGUAAGCAGCAUGAGCAAAAUCGGGAAGAGUGCAACACCAAUGCAGCGUCGUGUCGCCAACUCCCUUCGGGCCGACCCAUAAGGUUUUGGUGAAUAAAUGCUCUUAGAUGCUAUGUAAAAAAGAAAGGACGCCCCUUGUGCCGGCGUUGUUCCAAGAGCAUGUGCUGUCUUUGUACUGACACUCGUGCUGCAAUAACUGAGACGAACUGCAAUAUUUGCAUUAAUCGUUCGUUUCCAAUGCUGCCAAAACUGCAUAACUGUCUCUUUUACAGUCGGUCGAGCUUAAAAACAAAGAACACGAUCAAAAUCCCGUUUCAAAUGCCGUCGAUUGUGUGACUUACAUGGCUUGUUCGAUUAGAAGCUACAGUGAUGCGACACGCAGCUUAAAUAAACGAGAAGAUGUCCCGUCUCAGAGUUGCCGGUGCGUAUUUUGAGACUUGCUGUAUGCCACUGUGAUUGUGCUUAAUUUUCGGCCGACUGUAAACUAAACAAUUUGCCGGUGCGCUUCUCGGUGCAGGCGUGUUACUACUUCCUGCUUUGUGUAUUAUCACCCGACAUUUCCCUUGCACGAACCAUGACGAUAAGUUAUGCCAUGUUACAGUAUUACAGUGUCGCCAAUGCAUUUUAUUCGUUGUUGUCACUUGUUCUUGGUUGAUCCUUCACUGCGGCAUGGAAAAAGCCUGCUGCGUUCUGUUAUAGUGUUCCUCUGAGGAAAUAGUGACAGCUCGCUGAUUAAUCGAUUGUGUGUCCGGACAUUGGAGAUCGCAAUCACCGCAAAUUAACUUCAGUAAACUCCCAUUAAGACGAACCCGGUGAAGUCGAAUUUUCGAGUAUGAGGAAGAAGUGGGAACAUUUGUUUGGUUUCCCAUAAGUCCAACGGCAAGAAUAAUCCGCUUAACACGAGCCACUAAUUUGGUUACGCUGAACUUCUGCAGCCAUCACUAGCGCCUGCUAUGCUCGGCUCAGUGAGGGACCCAGGUCGGCAGACUUGGAGGAGGCGUCUUUGCUAUAGUUACACGAAAUGCAAAUGGUGCUUUGUGGGCAUAAACAGCUAUAUGCCAACGUCGACAGAGACGCGGAAACUAGCAGGGCUGACACCAUACAAACAAAAUUUUCAGCAGGUCCUCGACGUGCCUCUGCCAACAUCCCCUAGACUAUAGCUAUAAGUCUAGCUUGACUAGGGGAUGACUGGGAGAUAGGGAUAGCGGGAACCAAAUGAACAAUCAGGCGACGUGCGAGAAUGACAGGGUAUUGCCUCUGCAGGCUGCGUAACUAUGGAAAUGACAUUACCCUACAGCUACAAGAAUCAUCGCUGCUAAAAUAUGAUGCAUCCCUGAACGCUUCGGUGCAUUUUCUGUUCAACAUGAGAGCAUCAAAAUGUUAAAAUGUUUUUGAGCAAGUUAAGUGAGAUGUCUAAUUUUGUAACAGCGCUGGGAUUUGCACAACCACGACAGGCAACGAUUAAUCAAUUGUUUAAGCGUGCAAUAAGGCAAUGCUUUGUAUCCCACGAGCCAUAUGUAUACAAACGUUUCUCUACAUCUGCGUUAUAGAAUUAACGAUGUUUUAUUUACCAUUUUUCUCGUGGAUAUUUAGACACAGCAGUAAUAGCAGCUUUUGAGUUUUGUGGAUUACUUUUGUUGAGAUGAGCUUCUGAUGAGACAAAUUUUCACGAUCCCUUCGAAUUCGUCUUAACGGGUCUUAACCAUUUCUGCCAUUUAACGCUGAAAACACGUGGCACGGUAUCUCAGCUUAUGUUGCAAACGCACGAAAGGCGUGGAGGCAAAGGAGGGGCGAGCGGUUUUUUUUACCGCCGCGUAUAUGCCCCCACGGCCACGGCAGCGCUAAGCCAGCGCCGUGCGCCUCGUAAUGAAAUCUGCAGUAUUUCACAAACUUACACCACUUAGACAGCUUUGGAGAAAACGGACUCAAACGGCUUAGCCUGCUCGGAGAGCAGGUUGAGCGGUACACGAGCAUGCGCAAAACCAGAACUCUUCAUGGUCUCUGCUGUAGGCAGAAUGUAGAGCCACUAUAGCUUUGGAUUUAUAUCACACAAUACUGAUACACAUAUAUACGUAAGCAGUGCACCCUCAUGUAACAUUUCGUUCAAACAAACUGUAUUCUACUACGUGAAUUUCGCAAAGGUGCCAAAACCUGCACGGUAUGUCGCAUAUCACUAUAAGAAAGCUUGAUGAGCAAAACGAGAACAAGGUAAAAACGGGAGCCAACGCUUCGACAAGUGGACUUGUCUUUUUCAAGGCGACAUAUGCUCCCUCUUUUACCUCGUUCUCGUUUUACUCGUCGUCUUGAAUUUCCAUCUCGCGCCUUCCCAGUGUUUUCUCUAUAAGAAAGCUUGAGAGGUUCAAAAGUCGCAUCCGAAGGAGAUUGUGUCUUAUUUAUUAAAUUGUGGGUAACCUCCUGAAACUGCUCAGUGGAUUAUGGGGAACGCCGUAAUGGAGAGCGCCCCGCUACUUUGUCCACCUGGGGGUUCUUUAACGUGCACCUGGAUCUCAGUACACCAGUGAUUUCGCAUUUCGCCCCCAUCCAGAUGCAGCCGCCAUUUCCGGGAGUCGAAUACACGACCUCACGGUCAGCAGUAUAGACGUCGUAGAAUACCGCGGCGGAUAAAGGGGUACGUUGUAGAAAGUUUCCACUAGAGGAAAUUCGGCUCUAUUUGUUUGCUUAGAGGAUUGUAGGUAUGUGCCGAUACCUUAUUUCCAAAUUGUGGUAAUGCUUCCAUGACGACGACACGCAAAGAAAUAAAUUGCUUUUGGAUUUGCGAG